CCGGGGCCCUCUCCGUCUCAUUUCGCCAAACCCCGCACCCUCCGAGGAGAUGAUCGACGGCGAAGAUCGCGCUUCGCCAGAACCCGUCUCCGAUCCCAGCCGUUGAUGGCGGAUAUCUACGUCAAGAUGGUCGGCGAAGACGACUCCCCGGACAAAUGCCGCGAGGCCCGCCGCCGGAGAAUCGAGAUGCGGCGCUUCACCGUCGUCGCCGGGGACUCGCCCUCUAGGGCGGGGAGCCUCUCGCGAAGCGCGGAGAGGAAGCGGGAAGCGGAGGCGGAGGCGGACGCGGCCGAGUCCGAUCCUGCCACCGGCCGCGGCGAGAAGCGGAGCCGUCCUGCUCGGGACGACUCGCUGACGCCGCCGCCUCCUCCACCAUCCUCGGCGACGCCCUCUUCUCCUUCAACUCCUACCUCGCCAGGCGAAGCAAGCGGAGCACCGGCGAUCGCGUCGUGCUCCGCAUCGUCCCCGGCACCGGCGGUGGAGCCUCGGCUGGCGUUUGGCUCGAUUUCUCUCUCCGGCCGGUCGAGGGAGAUGGAGGACGCCGUCUCCGUCCAGCCGGGGUUCUUCCUUCCUCCCGGCGGCGGCUCGAUGCUGCACUUCUUCGCCGUCUUCGACGGCCACGGCGGCUCGCACGUGUCUGCGCUAUGCAAGGAGCGGAUGCACGUGAUACUGGCGGAGGAGCUGGCGGCGGCGGGGGUGGCGGAGGCGACGGACGAGGACCGGUGGAGAGCAGCGAUGGCGCGGAGCUUCGAGCGGAUGGACGAGCUGGCGCUGACGGCGUGCGUGUGCGGCAACGUGGGGUACCCGCCGUGCCGGUGCGAGCGCUCGGGAAUCGAAUCGGACAUCGUGGGUUCCACGGCGGUGGUCGCCCUCGUCAGCCGCGACCGCCUCCUCGUCGCCAACUGCGGCGACUCGCGGGCGGUGCUCAGCCGAGCGGGCCGUGCGUUUCCGCUCUCCUCCGACCACAAGCCUGACCGGCCAGACGAGCUGGCAAGAAUAGAAGCAGCGGGCGGGCGGGUGAUCUACUUGAAUGGUGCUCGCGUCCAUGGAAUCCUCGCAAUGUCCCGGGCCCUAGGAGACAGGUACUUGAAACCUGCAGUGAUAUCGGAGCCAGAGGUCCGCAUAGUGCAGAGGAGUGCUGAAGAUGAGUGCCUUAUCAUCGCUAGCGAUGGGCUAUGGGAUGUUCUACCUAACGAUCUCGCAUGUGAUGUUGCUCGACGGUGCCUUGAGGAAGCUGAUACAGCUAAGGGUACAGAAGAUCUUGGUACUGGAGCUGCUGAGGGUGCAACUGGUGUUCAAGAAGAGCAGCAAGCAUCUGAAGAACAUUGCUCUGCUGCGGCGGCAUUGCUAGCCAGGCUUGCACUGGGAAGGAAGAGUGCUGACAAUAUCAGCGUGAUCGUUAUUGAUCUGAGGAGAAGCUAAAGGAUAAAAAAAGUAUGCAGAGGCGCAGGCUUUCUAACUGGAUCGUGCGGAUACAUGUACGUGCAUCUGCCCCAACACUUUGAGCUUCGGAAGAUGUUCACCGUCAAAACACCAUUUUCUUAGGAGAGGUGGCGGCAGUAACCAGAGCUACAAAUCUAAGCGCAGAACCAUGAAGCAAUGCAAAUAAAGGUAAAUGUAAAGACAAAUAAAGAUAAAUAAAAUGAUGGGUAUUUGAUUGGCCAAAA
Elaeis guineensis (African oil palm) is the source of this 1667-nucleotide messenger RNA. RefSeq names its product probable protein phosphatase 2C 68. Lineage: Eukaryota; Viridiplantae; Streptophyta; Magnoliopsida; Arecales; Arecaceae. Gene Ontology annotation, biological process: protein dephosphorylation. Gene Ontology annotation, molecular function: protein serine/threonine phosphatase activity; cation binding. The record is from RefSeq and is a predicted model, not a curated record.